Messenger RNA from Agrilus planipennis (emerald ash borer), 665 nucleotides. RefSeq names its product protein KRTCAP2 homolog. The transcript has 4 exons. The coding region runs from base 21 to 533 and encodes 170 amino acids. The record is from RefSeq and is a predicted model, not a curated record. NCBI's taxonomy places the organism in Eukaryota, Metazoa, Arthropoda, Insecta, Coleoptera, Buprestidae.
UAUUGCUAGCCAUUACGCUUAUGUAUUACGCCAUAGAUAAGACGCCAGCUGUGCAGCUGUCGGCUUUUGACAAACAAUCAAAUAAAAAUUUAAAGUCGGUAUUAAACAAUAAUCUAUCUAUAUUUUUUAAUAAAAUGGCAUUUUCGACGGAGUAUUCCUUAAUUUUUGCAUUAAUGUUAUCACUUUUAACAUUUUCUGGAAUGCAAAUUUUUAAACCCUGGUUUGCUGUUUCCCAGUUAAAUGUAAUUUUUGGGGGUUACUUAGGAUCGCUUUUAUUUACAUUUCUUUUAACUGUAGUUGGUAAUUUUGAAAAUUUAGUGUAUGGAAAAUCAUAUCAAAUGAAAAUUGUUCCAGAGGUUGCUUUGUGUCUAAUACUUACUUUCAUAGCAAGUGCUUCUAUUCAUCGUGUAUGUGCAACAACAAGCAUAUUAUUUUCUCUAGUGUAUUUGUACUUCAUCAAUAGACAUUCUCAAAGAAUAUAUGCUGCUCCAACUGUGACUGUUACAGCUCAAAGUGGUAAAAAGAAAAAAUGAUUAAAACUUCAUCAUUAGAUAGAUGUUUUGCUUCAGCAUUUUAAUUUUCAGUUUGUCAUGUAUCAUAAUGAUAUACCACUUAAACGAAAUUAAAAGUUGAUAAACAAUAAUAAUAAUAAUUUUUUAUCAGUA